Cajanus cajan (pigeon pea) is the source of this 1213-nucleotide messenger RNA. RefSeq names its product double-stranded RNA-binding protein 2. Gene Ontology annotation, molecular function: double-stranded RNA binding. The record is from RefSeq and is a predicted model, not a curated record. NCBI's taxonomy places the organism in Eukaryota, Viridiplantae, Streptophyta, Magnoliopsida, Fabales, Fabaceae.
UCUUAACAAAGAUGAGUUGAUAGAAGCAUUGCAUUGGGCUUUGGUGGUUGUAUAUAAAAACUGAUAAAGGUUUCCAAGAGAAAGAUAUUUAUAGUUUAUUCCUUUUAGUGUUUGAUCUUUUCUCUGUUAAUUAUUUGUUAAAGACGGAAUUCAUGUACAUCAAAUUGAAUCUUCAUCCUAUUUUUUGUGGUUAUCUAUCACUCAAAUGCUUCCAUCAGCAACUCAAACCCUAACGCUUCCAUCCGCGUUGGAGACACUGAGAGAGGAAAAUGUACAAGAACCAGCUUCAGGAGCUGGCCCAACGAAGCUGCUUCAACAUCCCUUCCUACACCUGCAUUCGGGAAGGCCCCGAUCACGCCCCUCGCUUCAAGGCCACCGUCAACUUCAACGGCGAGAUCUUCGAGAGCCCCCACUACUGCUCCACUCUCCGCCAGGCCGAGCUCUCCGCCGCCGAGGUCGCCCUCAAUUCCCUCUCCCACCGCGCUCCCUCUCACUCCCUCGCCGCCAGGAUCCUCGAUGAAACGGGGGUUUACAAGAACCUCUUGCAGGAAAUUGCUCAGAGGGUGGGGGCUUCGUUGCCGCAGUACUUUACAUUCAGGUCAGGCUUAGGACAUCUUCCUGUGUUUACUGGGACGGUAAAGUUGGCUGGAAUCAUGUUUACUGGUGAACCUGCCAAGAACAAGAAACAAGCAGAGAAAAAUGCUGCUAUGGCGGCUUGGUCUUCUUUGAAGCAAUUGGCAAAAGAAACUGCCAAGUCUUCAACUGAGCCAGAGAACAAUGACGAACUAGAACAAAUCACUAUAGCACGGGCCUUACUGAACUACCGACUGAAGGAAAAGAUUUACAUGUUAUAGUGUAUAUAAAUUGAGGCAACACUCACCUUACAAGUUAAUUUUGUAUGGUUAAGUAUUAGACCUAUAAUUUGCAUGUUAGAUGAAUUCAUUGUAAGCAUUUGAAAGUUGAAUAAUUAUUAAUAGAAAUUGUACAAAAAUUACAUUCGAAUAGUAAUUUCUUUUUAUUUUUUUUCUUCUUGCAAAAAAUUCGCAGAAAGUUUCAUGUAAUAAGAGAAAUUAUAGUAGUGAGUGUUUAGGUACAACUCCUUUGAAUCUUAACAAAGAUGAGUUGAUAGGAGCAUUGCAUUGGACUUUGGUGGUUGUAUAGAAAAACUGACAAAGAUUUUCAAGAGAAAGAUAUUUAUAGUUUAUUCCUUUUA